AUAUCAGAUCAAAGAGAAAACAUGAAAGCUUGUUGCCUGAUCCUUAUUGCCUUCUUGGCUCUCUCAUCUUCUGCUGUCUUUGCUUUUGAUCCUAGCCCACUUCAAGACUUCUGCGUUGCCAUCAACGAAACCAAAACUGGUGGUGUUUUUGUGAAUGGGAAGUUCUGCAAAGAUCCCAAGCUUGUCUCUGUCAAUGAUUUCUUCUACGGCGGACUGAAACAAGGAGACACAUCUGGUCCGCUCGGAUCAGCAGUGAGCCCUGUUACUGUAAACGAAAUCCCAGGGCUCAAUACUUUGGGCAUAUCAUUGGCUCGCAUAGACUUUGCCCCAAAAGGCUUAAACCCUCCACACACCCAUCCUCGAGGCACUGAGAUUCUUGUGGUUUUGGAGGGUACUCUUCUGGUGGGUUUUGUUACGUCCAACCCAGAGAAUCGCUUAUUCACCAAAGUACUGCACAAGGGAGACGUGUUUGUGUUCCCAAUUGGUUUAAUUCACUUCCAACUCAACGUGGGUUAUGAAAAUGCAGUCGCCAUUGCUGGUUUGAGCAGUCAGAAUGCGGGAGUCAUCACCAUUGCGAAUGCUGUGUUCAAAUCAGACCCUCCAAUUUCUGCUCAAGUUCUCACCAAGGCUUUUCAAGUGGAUAAGAACAUAAUUGUUGCUAUUCAGAAACAGUUGUGAAUAGAAAAUAUAUAGUUGAAGAAAGAAAAACUAGCUAUUCAUUCACAUUUCAUGUAUUGAUUGGAUUAUUGUUUGUAAUAAUUUGUUUCUGUUUGCCUAUUGUAAUAGUGUAUGGAUCCUUGCAUCUUAUUUUUCACGUUUGAAUAAAAAUAAGCGA
Neltuma alba is the source of this 835-nucleotide messenger RNA. RefSeq names its product germin-like protein subfamily 1 member 16. Gene Ontology annotation, molecular function: manganese ion binding. The record is from RefSeq and is a predicted model, not a curated record. Lineage: Eukaryota; Viridiplantae; Streptophyta; Magnoliopsida; Fabales; Fabaceae. The transcript has 2 exons. The coding region runs from base 22 to 678 and encodes 218 amino acids.